UGUACGUCAUCUCCCUUCUCUCUUGCGUGUCAACAUGGCGGCAUCCAUGGCAUCCCAGGCUGCAGCAAGAGGACUGAGGACAGCUACCUCAAAACACAUACUUCUGGACAAAGUCAAGUGCACCUGGUCGAGUCCCAGGAGAUGGCUGAAUCUGCAAGAGUACCAGAGCAAGAAGCUGAUGCAAGAGAGUGGCGUGGCCGUCCAGCGCUUCUACGUGGCCGACACAGCUUCUGAGGCCCUGGAAGCUGCAAAGAGGCUCAAUGCCAAGGAGAUCGUGCUGAAAGCUCAGAUCCUGGCCGGUGGCAGAGGCAAGGGUAUGUUCGACAGUGGCCUUAAAGGUGGAGUGCACUUAACUAAGGACCCUGCGGUGGUUGGUGAACUGGCCAAUAAGAUGCUGGGUUUCAAUCUUACUACCAAGCAGACACCCAAAGAUGGAGUAAAAGUGAAAACGGUGAUGGUUGCUGAGGCCCUGGACAUUACCAGGGAGACCUAUUUUGCCAUCCUAAUGGACCGCUCCUGUAAUGGUCCCGUCAUGGUAGGAAGCCCCCAGGGAGGUAUGGACAUCGAGGAGGUAGCGGCCAGCACCCCAGAACUCAUCUUUAAGGAAGUUAUAGAUAUAUUUGAAGGUGUGCGAGACGACCAGGCACUUCGCAUGGCAGCUAAUUUGGGUUUCAAAGGACCUCUGCAGAGACAGGCAGCAGAUCAGAUUAAGAGGCUCUAUGAUCUGUUCCUGAAAGUCGACGCCACUCAAGUCGAAGUCAAUCCUCUCGGAGAGACUCCCGAAGGACAAGUGGUUUGCUUUGACGCCAAGAUCAACUUUGACGACAACGCGGAGUUCCGUCAGAAAGCUGUGUUUGCCAUGGACGACAUGACUGAGAGCGACCCCACGGAGACGGAGGCAGCCAAGUGGGACCUCAAAUAUAUCGGACUGGACGGAAACAUUGCCUGCUUUGUGAAUGGAGCCGGUUUGGCCAUGGCCACAUGUGACAUCAUUGACCUGCAUGGGGGAAAACCCGCCAACUUCCUGGACCUGGGGGGCGGAGUCAAAGAGAGGCAGGUGUACGAGGCUUUUAAGCUGCUCACCGCUGACCCCAAGGUUGAAGCCAUCCUCGUCAACAUCUUCGGCGGCAUCGUCAACUGCGCCAUCAUUGCCAACGGCAUCACCAAAGCCUGCCGAGAGCUGGAGCUGAAGGUGCCGCUGGUGGUCAGGCUCGAAGGGACCAACGUCCACGAGGCGAAGAGGAUUCUGAGUGAGAGCGGCCUGCCCAUCACCGCCGCAGAAGACCUGGACGAUGCCGCCAAGAAAGCAGUGGCUGCCAUCAAGAAAUAGAAAAGCUGUGUAAAAACUCACCACGCUCUGUCCGCCCAUCACUAACAUUCAUGUCAGCCUUAGAUCAUCGCCAUCAGACUUUUUCUUACACAUGCAGAACCAGAAGACUGUGUUCUCAGAGGCCUUUUCUUUUUGUUUAACACAUGUUUUUCACACAUCAUGCUUUCUGAGGUGGCUUAUGACGCCUUACACAAUUCAACUUUUUCUAAUUAUUGCUUCUGUGCGGUGCAAAUUGACUGCUUUUUUUAAUUUCUAAUCAUUUCCCCCAUUUAAAUACAUACUAACUGGGAGAAUCACUUCCAUGCUUCUUGUUAUUUUACAGUAGAAAAAGUCAACAUAAUCCUUUCAUAAACUGUUAGAAAACUCUUGCGACAUCUGUCAAAGGUUGGAUGGAGAGCCAGUACUUCAUGCAUUCCAUUUUUCAAGGCAAAACACAGCUUCUUUUCUCUCUCUCUACAUAUUGUUUCAUUUCUAUGGAAUAUUAACUGAGAAAGACAUUUUCCAUUUUCACGUCCAGCCUUUUGUGUACGAUACUUUAAAGGCUCAGACGACGAUUCAUGAGCUGUGAAGGCGUUUCGUUGGCACCAGCUGUAACUGAAGCGAAUGAAAGCGUUGCAGCGAGCUCUAAACUUUGGAUCAAUCCGGCUGUUUACUUUAUUGUCCAAGUUAGUUACAAAGCCUUACCUGUGUUUCAAACGAGGUAUGAAGUACCCACUCUGUGAAUUUGUACAUCAUGUCUUAUUUAUAAAGUGCUCCGAUGAUAUACAGCCUGUUGCCUGCUUUAAUCUGUGCCUAUUAAAUGCAGGCCGAAGGCUUUUGGAAACUAUCUUGGCAACUCUUUCAUUUCCAGCAAAUAGUUUCUAACAGAGGUGUUGAGAAAACGAAUCAGAAAAGAGAAAUUGUACUUUUCUUUUUUAAUAAUCAUGAAUGUAUAUUGACAGGAUCUCUGGAAUACAGUGUCAAAACUGUGUAUAUAAUUUGAGAUAUUAAAAACAAAUGUUUCAAGACGA
Messenger RNA from Stegastes partitus (bicolor damselfish), 2340 nucleotides. It is a transcript of the gene suclg2, whose product is annotated as succinate-CoA ligase GDP-forming subunit beta. The record is from RefSeq and is a predicted model, not a curated record. The coding region runs from base 35 to 1330 and encodes 431 amino acids. Gene Ontology annotation, biological process: succinyl-CoA metabolic process; tricarboxylic acid cycle. Gene Ontology annotation, cellular component: succinate-CoA ligase complex; mitochondrion. Gene Ontology annotation, molecular function: metal ion binding; succinate-CoA ligase (GDP-forming) activity; ATP binding. The transcript has 11 exons. Lineage: Eukaryota; Metazoa; Chordata; Actinopteri; Pomacentridae.